AUGGAGAAACUCAAGUUACAUUCAGAGCACAAUGAGGAAAUAAUUUUCCGUAGUAAAUACCCAGGUGUAGCAGUGCCUGAUAAUUUAACAUUGCCAGAUUUUGUACUCCAAGAUGCAGAACUGUACGCUGACAAGGUGGCAUUCGUGGAGGCCAUGAGUGGGAAGGCAUAUACUUAUGGCGACGUUGUUAGGGACAUAAAAAGGUUUGCAAAGGCAUUGAAAUCUCUUGGAUUGAGAAAGGGAAGAGUGGUGAUUGUAGUGCUACCAAAUGUGGCUGAAUAUGGGAUUGUUGCCCUUGGAAUCAUGUCUGCUGGUGGUGUCUUUUCGGGAGCCAACCCGACUGCUCAUAUUUCAGAACUUGAGAAGCAAGUGGAGGCAGCUGAUGCGAAGUUGAUUGUUACAAACGGCACAGUAUAUGAAAAGGUAAAAGGUCUAGGCCUACCAGUUAUUGUAGUGGAUGAAAAAAGAAUUGAAAGUGCCAUUAAUUGGAGUGAACUGCUUGAAGCAGCUGACCGUGCAGGCAAUUAUAUUACCAAAGAAGAUGUACAACAGACUGAUCUCUGUGCACUGCCCUUUUCAUCAGGCACCACAGGGAUGUCAAAGGGUGUAAUGUUAACUCAUAGAAAUCUUGUUGCUAAUCUUUGCUCCACACUUUUUAGUGUAGGACCUGAAAUAAUAGGUCAAGUUACCACACUAGGCCUAAUUCCAUUCUUUCACAUAUAUGGGAUCACUGGAAUAUGUUGUGCCACACUUAGAAACAAGGGUAAAGUUGUGAUGAUGAAUAGGUUCGACCUUAGAACAUUUCUGAAUGCACUCAUCACACAAGAAAUCACAUUUGCACCAAUUGUUCCACCCAUUAUUUUAACUUUGGUUAAGGAUCCCAUUGUGGAGGAGUUUGAUCUCACCAAACUCAAACUAAGGGCUGUUAUGACAGCGGCAGCUCCUCUCGCCCCUGAACUCCUUAAUGCCUUUGAGAAGAAGUUCCCUGGCGUCCAAGUCCAGGAGGCUUAUGGACUGACUGAACAUAGUUGCAUCACACUCUCUCAUGGGGACCCUGUUAAAGGUCAUGGCAUUGCAAAGAAAAAUUCAGUAGGAUUCAUUCUCCCAAAUUUAGAAGUAAAGUUCAUUGAUCCUGACACUGGUCGAUCUCUCCCCAAGAACACCCCGGGUGAAAUUUGCGUAAGAAGCCUAUGUGUAAUGCAAGGUUAUUAUAACAAUGAAGAGGAAACUAGUCGGACAAUCGACAAGAAUGGCUGGCUACACACUGGUGACAUUGGCUACAUAGAUGACGAUGGAGAUAUCUUUAUUGUGGAUCGCAUCAAAGAGUUGAUUAAGUACAAAGGCUUUCAAGUAGCACCUGCAGAGCUAGAGGCCAUCCUUCUUACACAUCCUUCUGUGGACGAUGCUGCAGUGGUUCCGCUGCCUGAUGAAGAGGCAGGAGAAAUCCCAGCUGCAUGUGUUGUGAUGAACGCAAAUUCCAAAGAGACUGAAGAAGAUAUCAUGAAUCACGUUGCCUCUACUGUAGCACAUUACAAGAAAGUGAGAGUGUUGCAGUUUGUGGACGCCAUUCCCAAGUCUCCUUCUGGGAAAAUUAUGAGAAGACUUCUUAAAGAAAAAAUGGUGGAGAAAAUGAAGACCAAAGUCAAAAAGAUUACAAAUUAA
This is a messenger RNA of Pistacia vera, 1662 nucleotides long. RefSeq names its product 4-coumarate--CoA ligase-like 1. The record is from RefSeq and is a predicted model, not a curated record. NCBI's taxonomy places the organism in Eukaryota, Viridiplantae, Streptophyta, Magnoliopsida, Sapindales, Anacardiaceae. Gene Ontology annotation, biological process: fatty-acyl-CoA biosynthetic process. Gene Ontology annotation, molecular function: long-chain fatty acid-CoA ligase activity. The transcript has 6 exons. Bases 1 to 1662 code for a protein of 553 amino acids.